Messenger RNA from Acipenser ruthenus (sterlet), 2327 nucleotides. Its product is annotated as leukotriene C4 synthase-like. The transcript is spliced from 5 exons. Gene Ontology annotation, biological process: leukotriene biosynthetic process. NCBI's taxonomy places the organism in Eukaryota, Metazoa, Chordata, Actinopteri, Acipenseriformes, Acipenseridae. Gene Ontology annotation, molecular function: glutathione peroxidase activity; enzyme activator activity; leukotriene-C4 synthase activity. The record is from RefSeq and is a predicted model, not a curated record. The coding region runs from base 153 to 617 and encodes 154 amino acids. Gene Ontology annotation, cellular component: nuclear envelope; membrane; endoplasmic reticulum.
CUGGAGGAGGCACCCUCAUAAUAUCGUCACUUAGCCGAUUGAAACAGAUGAGCGGAGAUCCCCUCAGGCUUGUUCUUAAAUCAUCUAGUGACUAAUAGUUGAAGCUGAUAUAUUUUCCAUUUGUUCUCAGAAGUUCAACUACAAAGUGAAUUAUGUUGGAUCAGAUGGUGUAUGUGGCUGCUGUAACGGUGUUAGGCGCAAUGGAGCAAGCCUACUUCUCCCUCCAAGUGAUCAAUGCCAGGCGGAAAUAUUCUGUGUCUCCUCCGUCCAUUGCAGGGCCCCCGGAGUUUGAGAGAGUCUACAGAGCACAGGUGAACUGUGCAGAAUAUUUUCCACUCUUCGUCUCCAUGCUCUGGGUGGCUAGCCUCUAUUUUAGCCAAGUUGUUGCACCUCUCUGUGGACUUCUCUACCUGUAUGGCAGAUACCAAUACUUCCAUGGCUACGCCCAGUCUUCUCAGGGGAGGCUGGCUCCAAUGUACUUCAGUGCUCGGGUUCUCUGGCUUCUGAUUGGUUUCUCCACAGUGGGGGUCCUCAGCGACCUGAGCAAAAUUUAUUUCGGAGUAGCUUUUCUUCAGGGACUGAAAGUCUUCCUCCGAUCGUAUUGGAUCCCAUUCUAGGAGGACUGGGUAGUGGGUGCUGUGUUACAGUUGACUGAAAUCACUCAGAAAUAUUAUUGCGUUUUUGUUUUCAUUUUUUUUUUAUAUAACCUCUGUGUCUGUGUGUUUUAACUAGGAGCUUGUAAGCCGCUCUUCAGCAGUUGCUCGCCUGUUUUGCCUUGCACUUCGAAUUAAUGCACAGAUAUCAUGAUCCUGGAGUAUGCGCUUCCGCCCACUGUUACCCUUUGCUGAUGUCUUUCCCUCAGAGUUCCAUUCCGACAUCACCUUAGACACCGUUGCUCGUGAAACAUCAGCAAGUUGAGCUGUCUUGGUCACUGAAGCUCCUGUCAAGCGCGCCCCAACAAUCACCCCUCUUUCAAAGUCACUGAGGUCUCCUCUUGCAGCCAUGCUAGCCAUAAUUAUAGGCAACCAGGCCUGUCCAGCAUUUUUGUACAUGACCCUAAGCAUGCUGGGAUGUUAUUUGCUUAAUUAACGCAUGAGCCACACCUGUGUGGAAGCCCUUGCUUUCAAUAUACUUGGUGUCCCUCAUUUACCCAGGUGUUUCAUUUUUUUGUCCACUGCCUGUAUAUUGCAAUAAAAACCAGUAAGUAUGACUGCAGACAUUAUAAAACCGAGCAGUAAGAAAAACUAAGAAAACUAAAUCUGAAGUUAUUUCCAAUCAUAAUCCACAAAACUCACUCAGAAGAGCAGUCUGCCUCCUUUUUAUGUACGUUUUUUAAAAAAGCUUUAUAUAUAUAUAUAUAUAUAUAUAUAUAUAUAUAUACUGUGUCUGUAUUUUAACUAGCAGUUUAUGCGCUGUUCUUCAGUUCUGUUGUAUUUUAAACACAUACACAGUAUAUCCAUUAUAUAUGGGACAGUAUUCUUUUUAAAAUUAGUUUUUAACCUUUAUUUAACCAGGAAAGUCCCAUUGAGAUUCAAAUCUCCUUUUCAACAGAGACCUGAUCAAGAAUGUGACACCAUACAAAAAAAGAAAAUUCUAAUAAUUCAAAAGAACACAACAAAUACAUAUACAUGUACAUUUUGUAUAUGAUUAUUUUAGCAUUAUUUUCAAAAUCACUCAAUUAGAUUUCUAUGGUAAAACUAUAACAGAGUUAAUCUACUUGACGUAGUUUCGCAUAGUUUUACCUCAUACUAGUAAUUUGCAUACUUUAAUUUGAAUGUUCAUGAUAGUAACUACAUUUGCAGAACAAAGAAAAUAACAACUUGGCAAGGAACUUGCUUCCCGUAAAGCCACCUUUCACCAGCAUUGUAAUUCUGUAAAACCUUAUCGUUAGUGAACAGAUUUCCUCAAAAAUGCAAUCUCAGUUUUCUUUGUUCUGUUCUCUGACUAAAUAAAUACCACAGUAUAUUUGCCAGUUUUUCUGUAAUUCCUAGUAACAGAGAUGAAAAACAAACAGAUUUUUGAGUUAUUUAAAUGCUGAGUUAUUGAAACACUGCAAUAUUAAUAGAUCUGGUUGGUCUUUGAUGUCAUAGCCGUGCGGUAAGACAAUUAUUACCGCAUGUUCAUGUGAUCUUGUUCAGCCAAUCACAGCACUUAAUUUAUCCAAGCCAUUUUAUAAUGAAGUUUAUGCACUGAGUAAACAUUUGUAUUAGCAGUAGAGCUAUUAAAAUGGUAGUCUAGACUUGGUAAGGCCUUACUGUCAGGUCAUACAAUGUAUUAACUAAUUAUAAACUCAUAGAAAAUGUGUAAUAAAAUCUAACCGGGUCUCA